Messenger RNA from Solanum stenotomum, 3198 nucleotides. RefSeq names its product LEAF RUST 10 DISEASE-RESISTANCE LOCUS RECEPTOR-LIKE PROTEIN KINASE-like 2.1. Lineage: Eukaryota; Viridiplantae; Streptophyta; Magnoliopsida; Solanales; Solanaceae. The transcript has 11 exons. Gene Ontology annotation, molecular function: ATP binding; protein kinase activity; polysaccharide binding. Bases 1 to 3198 code for a protein of 1065 amino acids. Gene Ontology annotation, biological process: protein phosphorylation. The record is from RefSeq and is a predicted model, not a curated record.
AUGGUUAUGUUGUUCAUAUAUGACCUUACAAGUUUGCUCCUCCUAAUCUUAGUUCCCUGCACCAUUCCAUCAUGUUACAGCUAUUUGUUUGAAGGCAAGAGUGUUAACUGUGAAGGUGUUUACAAUUGUGGAAACAUACAUGGUGUUAACUACCCGUUCUGGGGAGGUGGUUCGCAAUCAAGAUUAUGUGGUAACAACAAUUUAUAUCUACAGUGCGAAGAUAAUCAGACCACUUUGUCUGUUCCUUAUUUCAUUAGAAAUAACAUUGGGUAUAAACCUUCAGAAUUUCAUGUACUGAUGAUUAACCAAUCCUCAUUCCGUAUGAAGAUUGUUCAUCAUAAUCAUUGGAAGAAUGUUUGUCCGGAAUCUUCUUCACUCUACAGUCUUUACAACAAGUACAACACCACCUUAAUCAAUGGUCUCAGGUAUGUCCGAGGAACUACAUUUAUAAACAUACACUAUGGCUGCAGUCCUGAGGUCCUGUCGACUGUACAGGUGCAGAGCAAUAUUAGUUGUUUUAUGAUUGGAACAAUCAACACUGGUGUGUUCUUUACCGAUGAAAUUGUAACAAAUGUUCCAGGAUGUUCCUUCAGCAUACUGGAUUCAGGAGGAAUAUGUGAACUUGGUCUUGAGUUUUGGUGUCGUUGUGGAGACACAAUUCAUCCUUCUACCUGUCCAGAUAAUGCUAAGCCAAACACAGAUUUUGCAAGAAAGAUUCAUUCACUCAAGUUGACAACAGGAUUGUCAGUAGCUGGAAUUGGCAUAUUAAUCUGCUUUGGAAUCUGCUAUUUGUUUGAAGGCAAGAGUGUUAACUGUGAAGGUGCUUACAGUUGUGGAAACAUACAUGGUGUUAACUACCCGUUCUGUGGAGGUGGUUUGCGAUCAAGAUUAUGUGGUAACGACAAUUUAUAUCUACAAUGCGAAGAUAAUCAAACCACUUUGUCUGUUCCUUAUUUCAUUAGAAAUACCAUUGGGUAUAAACCUUCAGAAUUUCAUGUACUGAUGAUUAACCAAUCCUCAUUCCGUAUGAAGAUUGUUCAUGAUAAUCAUUGGAAGAAUGUUUGUCCGGAAUCUUCUUCACUCUACAGUCUUUACAAGUACAACACCACCUUAAUCAAUGGUCUCAGGUAUAUCCGAGGAACUACAUUUAUAAACAUACACUAUGGCUGCAGUCCUGAGGUCCUGUCGACUGUACAGGUGCAGAGCAAUACUAGUUGUUUUAUAAUUGGAACAAUCAACACUGGUGUGUUCUUUACCGAUGAAAUUGUAACAAAUGUUCUAGGAUGUUCCUUCAGCAUACUGGUUCCUCUUGUUUCUACUGCUUACAAUAAACUGUGGGACGCAACUAUAACGCUACAAGAAGCUGUGAAUGAGGGGUUUGAAGUGGAUUACAGUGAUGCCACAGGUGGCUGUUUGGCAUGUCAGGAUUCAGGAGGAAUAUGUGAACUUGGUCUUAAGUUUCAGUGUCGUUGUGGAGACACAACUCAUCCUUCUACCUGUCCAGAUAAUGCUAAGCCACCGGCAUAUUUGGUGGCGCAGCCAAACACUAAUUUUGCAAGAAAGAUACAUUCACUCAAGUUGACAACAGGAUUGUCAGUUGCUGGAAUCGGGAUACUAAUCUGCUUUGGAAUCUGGUAUACAAAGUAUAGAAUAUAUUUCAACAAGUGCAUACGAUUCAUUAACGGAAAAACAGAAGAUCAGAGUCUAGAGGCAUUACUUGAGCAAUAUGGAUCUCUGGCACCAAGGAGAUACAGUUAUUGGGAAAUCAAGAAAAUGACACAUGAAUUCAAAGAUAAGCUUGGUGAAGGAGGUUUUGGAGGGGUCUACAAAGGUGAACUUUCUGAUGGCCGUGCAGUUGCAGUGAAGAUUUUAAAAGCAUCUAAAGGUGAUGGAGAAGAAUUUAUCAAUGAAGUUGCAAGCAUCAGCCAGACUUCGCAUGUCAAUGUCGUGUCUCCUUUAGGAUAUUGUCUUGAUGAGAGCAAAAGAGCUCUAAUUUAUGACUUCAUGCCAAAUGGAUCCUUAGAGAAAUACAUAUACGGUGAUGGUUCUCUCUUGGGACUGAACAAAUUGUAUCAAAUUGCAGUUGGAAUUGCUAAAGGAUUGGAGUAUCUUCACCGUGGAUGCAAAACAAGAAUUUUGCAUUUUGACAUAAAGCCUCAUAACAUACUCCUUGAUGAAGAAUUCUGUCCUAAGAUAUCAGAUUUUGGUUUGGCAAAACUAUGCACCAGGAAAGAACGCAUUGUUUCCAUGUUAGGAGCACGAGGGACGAUUGGUUAUAUUGCUCCCGAAGUAAUCAGUAGGAGUUUUGGAGGAGUGUCACAAAGGUCUGAUGUCUAUAGUUAUGGAAUGAUGGUUCUAGAAAUGGUCGGAGGAAGAAAGAAUGUCAAGGAAGAAGUGAGCCAUACAAGUGAGAUAUAUUUUCCUUGUUGGGCGUAUCAGCACGUUCAGCUAGACGAUGACCUGAAGCUACAUGGGAUUAUAAACAAAGAAGAAGAAGAAACUGUCUCAGAUUUUUCUAGCUCAAUUUCAUCAAUCUCUUUCAAUCUCAUAGAUCCGAACACAGACGCUCCUCAGAUCCAAACUCAGCAAGUCGUUGAUUCCAGCCAACCACUGUACAUGCAUCCAUCAGAAAGAGCUGGAUCUGCGAUCAUUCCGGUGCUCUUCAAUGGAACUGGUUGUAGAUCCUGGCGACGCGGUGUCCUUCGCGCCCUAUUUGUGAAAAACAAAUUAGUAGGUUUCAUCAAUGGAAAAGUUCAUAAAUCGGCUAAGGACUUAGUUGACAGCUUGCAGUAUGUCAACAUCGCAAAGGAAUUGUGGGAGGAACUGCAAGACAGAAAUGGAAACAACAUCUACAGAGGUCCUUCCAAUCAUUUUCAGCACGUCAACAAGAACACUUAUCCUAUUCCUGAUAUUAACAAAGAAAAUUUGUUCUGUGAUUACUGUAAGAAGGUUGGACACACAGAAGACAAGUGUUAUAGGUUGCAUGGUUUUCCCCAAAACUUCAAGUUCACAAGGGGAACUGGACCACGUUCAGGGAACUCAAAGCUUAACCAAAGACCAAAUGAUUAUCUCAUGAGAUUGCUUGAAAAUGUUCAGGUGCAAGGACCAUCUAGCAGCACCAAAGAUACUUUGGAUAACAUUAUAAGUGGAGCUGCAAACUUUGCAGGGCCCUUCAUUAAAGAGCCCUCUGGUGAUUAG